Molecule: messenger RNA, 327 nt
Organism: Dibothriocephalus latus
Lineage: Eukaryota; Metazoa; Platyhelminthes; Cestoda; Diphyllobothriidea; Diphyllobothriidae
Source: the annotation of a GenBank genome assembly
AUGUUUAUCUAUCUCGGACUCGUUGGUCUUCGAGGUAUGGACUCUGUGAGCUCUGUUCUAGCUCUACUGACCCGCCGCAAGUACUGGACACGCUGGGAGUUCCUGACCAACCUACCAAAGCCCCAACUGACCGUCUUCACCUUUAUAAACUUCUUCCAGUUAGCCAUCCUCAUCAUGUGCAUAUGCCUUGCGGAAUUCACUGCCGCCUCAUAUGUGACCUUGAUCACGCCUUUUGUUCUGAUUGGCAGCGGUUUGAUCCGGGAGUAUCUGCUGCCUAGAUGGAAAUGGCUAGCACCAUCUUUGGAAAAGGUAGGUGAUAUAUUCUGA